UCGGCAGGGCUUGAACUGCCUCUCCACCACCACCAGUUUGGUGUGGACUUUCAAGAUGGAUGCUUUCACCUCGAUAGGUUUCUGUUUCUUUUUCGAUACGGACUAUACAUGCGUUCAUCGCUCUUGCGUGGCAACUGAUGAGCUUUCAUGUUAAAGCGGAUUUAUUUCGCGUGAAACGAUAAAAAUUGGAUUGAAGUGGAUGUUAUUGUGUCUACGUGUUUGGACUGUCGGGUUAUUUUUUUUAACUUCCUGGUUGUCGCAUUAAUAUGUCUUUUGAAACUGCGGAUAAAGCUGAAGUUAUUUUUAAAGGCUCACUGGAUGCAGGAUACGUGGGACUCGAUUUUUGCAUUGUAAUGUUUAAAACCAGACACAGCUGUUAUCAUCGAAGGGCAAAGCGAGAACGACAGAUUUCAUAAGUCUUCAGCAAUGGAAAGUGGGAAUGGUUGUGUCUCGGGUAAAGGUGUAUUAGUACCUGUGUCAUCAACUUCUGACGUCUUUCAAAGCAAUAUUUUGGCUCCACUUAAAAGUGCGUACUUGUAUGAGGAGUCUAAGCAGUCCUUCAGAUAUAAGUCCGCUGUCUUGAUAAAGAAUCCCGCAUUGGAAGAAAAGUAUAAUGCUUUCCGAGCAAAGAGGAGACAAGUAGGGUAUUCAGAGGAGGAUCUGGAUGAAUCUUAUGGGUUUUUGCUGUUUGAUGAUGUCAACAAGGCUAAUGCAAUUGGAGAAACUGGUGUGCUCACUGGAAACAGCACAUGCACAACUCUGGGAGAUCCCUCAAAUGGUGUUUACAUAUCAAUGUACUCUGACUGUUUGGAUCUAAAUCGCUGGUAUCAUGGGAAAUCUGGAUAUAUUGCCAUCAUCAGGCUGACAAAGGGUAGAGUUAAACAGGUCUCAGAGAACUACACCCAGAAUUUCACUGCACCCACUGAGGGCUUUGACUGUCAUGUGUCAGAACAGUGGCCUUCAGUUUCUGCCAAAACCAGCUCCUUCCUUGCCUUCGAGAGAACCCAGUAUUACAUGUACGAACUGCUGGAAGAUGGAAGCAAUCAGACGACUCAAUCUCCCAGCGCUGCAUGUCCUUUUGCCAUUGUAUCAUUUUCAUAUACGGAUACCAAAUCAACACUUAUAGCAUCACAGGAGAAAAGUGAGGAAAAAAAACUGGUUUGUCAUUACUUUCCAUGGAAUGGUCAACUUCAAAUAGGCACAAACUUCUAUGAUGUUGGGCUGAGGUCUACAGCAGGGGCCUUGAUCCCUGCAGAACUGCCACCAGUGGUGAAUGUUGACAGAGCCAUUUCUAUGUUUGAUCUGAGACAGCUGUUGCCAAGGGCUGUCUUUGAAACCUGCUUCUCUGGUGAAGUCUUUCUGGAUGGCUUAUACUACAGUUUGUUUGAGUUGGUUUCUUCUAAGGCAGAAGAAAGCAGCUCACUAUUUCUGCUUCUGUGGGAGAUAAAGGAGAAAGAUGUUGCUCUCACUAUUCCGCUUAAGGAUAGUGGUUUUCUUAUCUUGUUGCACUCCUCCCAUUUCCUCACAUAUGAUGAUACUGGGUCCAGUGCAGCUGAGGUCCUGCAAGGCAUGUUUGUGUUUCCAAGCUCACGAGUUAUGCUGAGAGACACAAAAUUUGGACAGAGAAAAUCUGCCAUGUCAUCUGAAAUCCUGCGGGUUCUACCGGUACUAAGUUAUGCAGAGGGCGAAGUUGAGAAAACACCCAUUGACCCAAGUGAAGAACUAUGUGAAGUUUUGGCGCAGCAUAUGCAGAGUUACGCAGCACUGAUAAAUCCUGGGUUGGCAUUAAGUCCCUCUAGGGAAGUCAGCAUCUUUCCAGAUCAGUAUGAUGUGCCGGAUGCCCACAAACACCUCUACUCAUCCCCGGAGUGGACUAACAGGGCAUGGCAGAGCUUCACAUCAUACCUGAGCAAACCAGUCUCUUUUCAACUGCCAAUGUCCAAGGCUUCAGAAAUCCUGAAGGCUGGACAAGAGGAGCGAAUAGAAGACCUUGAUGAUGAUGUCUACAUCUGUCUGUCAUCUCCUGAGGAGGCACUAGCCAAUUCUGUUAGCAUGGGAUCAGAAGAUCAGUGGACAGGCCAGAAGUCGCCUAUAAAUGAGACUGUAGACAGUGGUGUAACAAGUGCUGAAGCACAAGUUGACUUAACAGUUGUGUCUCAAAAUGUUGUACCAGAGGUUUUGCAAGCUGGAGAUACAACCAACGGCCUGACUUUGUUGAUCAAACCUGAUGAUAUGGUGGCAAAAGAUCUCCUGACUCCCUCUACAUCAGAUGACCUUCCAGCAGAGCUGAUUGUCAGCAUCACUUCGGCAGAGCAAACUGUCACUGAGAGUUUAAGUGUGGACAAUACAGACUCUGCAGUAAAGCACAAUGACUUUCAGCUUUCUGGUUUUUCAACAGCCAAAUUACAAACAGCCGGAGUAAACUCUCCGAAUGGUGAAACAGUUAAAACCAAAAAGCUUUUGGAUUGCUCUGAGAUCACCAGUCCCACAAAAGCAAAACGUAGAAAACGACGCAGGGGACAUUUCAAAGGUCGGAAAAAGGUAUCUAAAGCCUGUGUUGAAACUCACAGUUUACAAACAGUCGAAAUAGCCGUGGAGGAAGACAACUUGAAGAGCCAGGAGGAAGACCAGGCCAAGGAAUCAUCAGACCACCCACUGUUGAUUAAUCAAAAUAUUGAUUGGAGGAAAGUACAAAGACGAAAGCUAUCGUCAAAUAAUAAAAAAGUGCGAUCUGCUGUAGCAGAGGAUAAAAAAUCCGACCCUGGACAAGAGAGCUUGGAAAGCACCGUUUUUAUGGAACUUGAAGCUUGUCCUUUGAGGAGGAAAACGGAGCGCUGGGACUUGAAACCGGUUACCAGCGAAUGUGGAAGAAUCUUGGUUCCCUUUGGCUCUGCAGAUAUUGCUGAUCAGAUUAAGUCUUUAAAGGAUAAGAUUCAAUAUACAAAAGAUGAACAGUGCCCUGAAAAUAUGUUGGUUGAUGCCCCUGUGAAUGCUCAUGACACAGUCAGAAUGGAGCAAGAUUCUAGCACUGCUUCAGAAACAGCAGUGGAUGAAACAGAGGCCACAACAUCCAAAGAUGAAGGGAACCAUCUUCAAAAUGUUGGUUUCAAUGACAUUAAUCUUGAACAAAGCACUUUGAGACAGUCGGAUAAUGGCAAUGGUUCAUUGAUUUUGAAUCCAGAGAGAAGGGAGCAUUCUUCAAAGAAGGAUAGCACAGACACGCCUCCAUUCUCGGAAGCAGUUAAAGAAAAACAUGCUGAUACCCUCUCCCCAGAAAAGGGUAGAACAAAGGGUGAAUUUCUGUUGAAUAAACUAAAAUCGGUUCUUCUAAGGGGAAAGAGAAAAACGGGUCACCUUGUGUUAGAGGAAACAACUGCUGAUACUACCCAAGAUUCUGGGCCUUGUCCCAAGAUGAGCAGAGUUGACUCAGACACUGGGGUGCUGAAGACUAAUGAUUCAAUUCCGAGUGUCCCGAACACCAAUUUGGGUGUCAAGGAAGAGGCAAGGAUGUCAGUUGAUCCUCUUUUUGCAUAUGCCCUAGGCCUGACCCCUAAAGAGACACCAGAGAAGAUAAAGAAAACUGAAGGUCAGGACACUCAACAAAGGAAAGACGUAUCAGAGACACAAGAACAAACCAUUCCUGACAAACAACCUGAAGUCAUUCAAAGACCUCUAUCAAUUUUUCCAAGAAGGGGUAGGAUUAAAACACUCAAAAAGCAUCAAGGCAUCUCUGCAGAACAUGUUAAAAAGAAAUGGUGGUUGCAUUUUCAAACCCCAGCUUCUUUUGCAAGUGAAAAACUCAAAAACAAAGAGUGUACUAGGGAUAAUUCUGUCAGGAACCCUGUUAAGGAAAAAAUGAACAGUGCUUGCUCAUCUACAGAUGCUUUGAACUUACUUGCUGACUUGGCACUCGGUGCCAGUAAUGACCAGGUUCCACCACAACCAGACCCAGCACUUGAGAGAAAGCCUGAGACAAGUUUGAAGAAGUGUGACCUUACAAAAGAUGUUACCAGUGCUGAACAAGAGUCAGUUCUUCAUGCUCUGCUUAAACAGCCUGCUGCUAGACCCAUUCAGUCUCUUGAUUCUCCUUCACCAAGCCAUCUUGUGGGAGGCAGUGAAUUGGUUGAUUUGGUAUCUAAAGAACAUGCUUACUCAUUGCCCCCAUCUUCUUUUCUACUAUUGGGUUUGUCAGGUACACCCUUGCAGAUAUCCCCUUUAAGUGGUUCUACCAGACUGCUGCAUCAUCACCAGACAAUGUAUGGCGAUGGAAUAAAAACACUACAACCCUCUGUCGGUCAGGAAGACCGCAGUGAACACCACAUGAUUCCAGAAUACCUGAGUAAACGCAUGGUACGCAGAAGAAAGUUCAGGCACUCCCGUACCUUUGAUAUCAAGAAUGGAUCUGUCCAAGUCACAAAGCAAUGGAAGGAGAACUAUGACUUUAAUCUAGACAGCAAGUUUACUAGUGACUCAAAGGAUAGAGCUAUCAUCCGAGCCUUGCAUGGCCCAUGGGAUUAUUCCAUUCAAGACACCAGUGAAGAGGUACAGCUCAUCGUCCACAUGUGGAUAGGUCUGUUCUACAGCCGUUCAACAGAAAGGUUCUUUCAAAUUGACUCGAACUCUAUAAACUCAUGUACGGAAGAGAGUGCUUUUUUGGAAAUGUCCAGUGGAAUAGUUUUCAAGGACAAUUCAUGUUCUCCUUUCCUGAGUGUAAGAGACUCUUCAGACCCUUCAAUUUCAAACGCUUUGGACCUUAGCAAAAAAGUUAAGUCUGGCUUGGACGAAGAAUGUGUUAUUUUGGACUUGUCACAGAGAGACUCCAAUGCAAAGAUUGUCACUUCAGAGCCACAAGUUGACAGAAAACAGACUUCUGUGGUGGGUGAACUGAAAGAAGCUGGUGAACCAUUGAACACGUUCAAGUCAUCCAUGGGACUACCGGAGGCAAGCAAAUCUCAGUGUUACAAAAAGAUUGUACCCUCUACAGAGAUUAUCAAUGAGGUGAAUGGUGUCAGAAGGAUCUAUGAAAAUAAUGCAACUUGUACCCCUUCACAAAAAGCUGGCCACAUGGAGCACACGGUACCAUCUCUUAAAUGCGAUAAAACAUUCAUUCCUGUACAGGAAGAGAUGGAAAGUGAAUCCAUUCAGCCAAAAAAACAUGAGACUGCUUCAGGAAUUGGCCACGUGUUACAUGAAUGCAACAAUGAGAAGAAAUUUAUGAAAGAUGGCAUUGAAAAUUCAGAAGCUACAGAGAUGAGUUUAGGGCAAAAUCAUGGAAGGGGUUCUUCUAAAUCCAUGACAGAUGAAGAGGUAGAUUCCAACAAAGAAGCAGGUGAUGUAAUUCAUACAGGAGAGCAUGAUGAAGUGGAAUCCAAAGAUGGGGAAAACUGGGAAGUGAAUGAAAAGCCAUGCCAAGAUGAAAAAAUUAUUAAUAAUGGUGAUGAUUCAACAAACGAAGAACCAGGUGUAGUCUGCAAUGGAAAUCUGUUGGAGAAUGAGAAGCGGUUAUCUAGGGAGGAACCUAAAGCAGUCUCACCAGGCAAGGCUGAAAAUAUUAAUGAAGAUGUGGAUUGUUGUACAGCACAUGAAGGUAAGGUGAUUGAAGGUUAUCAUUAUGGAAAAGAAGAUGGACUGUGGAAAAGAAGACUUAAAGACAGUUGCGUUUCAGCUAUGGAAGGUGAAAGUAAUUUGGGUCAACCAUUACCUUUGAUGUGUGAUGGCCCAGACUCUGUAAAGAUGGAUUGCAUCACAGAGUGUAAUCACCAAGGACCAUUGGAGGAGCAAACACUUCAAGCAGACAAUGAAGAAGAUGCCUGCAAUGAUGAUCAUUUGGAGAGACCCUGUGCAAAUGGCAGUGCAUUGACAGAUGAACAUGCCCUUUCAGAAAAAGCUCAUCACGCUCAAGCAGAAAUGGAGCCUAUUUAUGAUGAACAUGCAGUUGAGGAAAAUUCAGGAAAUUACAUUUGUUUGGCACAUAAGCCACAUUAUCAGAAGGCAGCAUCACCCAUUUCUGAUGAGGGCACCUCAUUGUCUUCUGCAGCUGGGUCUAUUCCCCAGACAAAUGACAGUGUUGAAACAGGAAGCCAAAACAAAGUAAUGGGAAACUUAAUUCUAAGUAGUGAUGAUCUUGAAGAUCAGGAUACCAAAUCGAUUGAGGGAGAGCAAAAGGUUGGUAACACAACUCAAAAGGACCUAUUUAAUCAUCAGUCUCAUUCACCUCAAUGUGAGGUUAUAAACAGAUGUGAAGCUGAAGUGGCAUUAACUCAAAAAACUGAUCUCAAAAGCAACAAAACAAAUGAGGUUCUGGAAAAGAUCCAUAGUGGGGUUGUAAUUCCAUUUAUUGGAAUAGAUGCCUCUGGAGAGGAUACAGUAUAUCCACAUGACCCACACUCGCAAGGCAAGGUUGAAGAAGUUGUUCAAGGCCAGAAGGAAAUACUAUUCAUCAGUGAAACUGUCCUACCCACAGAGGUACAUAGUACAUCUCAGAUGUACAGUAAAAAGGCAGAACUGUCUGCUGGCAAAAUAUCACUGUCCAAAAAACUUGAAACUCACCAGCCAAAGGUCUUGGGAAGUGAGUCUGAUGACCGGUGCCCUACCCCAACUAUGGAUGAGAACCCAUUUGUGUACUUAACUUGUUCUGGCCCUACUGGUAGUAGCACUUCUGCUUUCAGUGGUACUGACACCUGCAAAAACAUGACUGAGAAAUGUGUUAGCAGAAGCUCAACACCUAUAAUGGAUGAGAUGAUGAUGCCUCUUGAGCGAAAACUUCCCAAACCUCACCGUAGUCUUCACCCUGAUCUUGAGCUAAGAACUCUUAGAGUUCUACAAUGUAUAGACAAGUUCCUCUCCAAAUCAAACCACACUGACAAAUCCAGCCAGAUUGAAACAGCUGAUUUGAAACGGUCUCUUGAUCAAACCCCUAACACCAGCAUCAAGCACAUCCCUACUUGCUUAGCCCCAAGCCACACCCCAGCUGACUUUAAGGACAAGAAAAUAAACAAUACAAAGCCAGCAGCGGUGUCACCUUCUACCUCACAAGAACUGCACACAGAAUCAUCGGGUCACUUUCCUUCAUCACCUUUCUCUAAAUUAGAGCAAGUACUUGGUGUUAGGUUGCAGCUAAAGAAAACGGACUUAUCACUUCAUCAACGCUAUAUUGGAAGAACAGAUGUAUUACAGGAGGAGAGCUCUGUAGGACACAGAUCCUCUACCUCUACUGAAUGUUUGCAAGCUGUUAAAACAAAUAUUGACCAAGAUGAGCAUAAAACAACAUCACAGACAAAUUUAAGUAAUGAACCAAAUUCAUAUAGUCAGCGUCCUGUCAUGGCUGUAAAACCUUCUAAGAGUGAAGAAAUUCAAGCCGAUUGCAUCUCUAAAGACAGAGAAAAUGAAAACUCUGUUAUGUCAUGUGUAUUUAAGAUUAAACAACGUAAAACUCCAGUAGUCUCAUACACCACACCAGCUUCCAUUCUCUUGGAGAAAAAGACUCAUGGAAACUCAGACUCAGAAAGUCUCAUGGGAAAUUCUGAAGGACUAAAAGAUAAGCACAAGGCCAGGGAGCUUUCUUCCAAGAGCAGUUGGUUAUCAAAUGUUAGUGACGGUAAGUCUAACUCAGAUAAAGCUAAAUUAGUACUUCUAGAUCCUUUAUAUCAACAUGAAGGAGGGGACAUAAACAAAUUCAACAAGAUUCCUGCAAACAAAUCUGCAAAAACUUCCUCUAAUUUUGUUAAUGGAAACCAAGGUUUCUUGGCAAAUAGUUUAGUUGAGAGAGUUGGGCAAACAACUAAAGAGAGCAUUGAAAUGGAUCAGGAAGACUUUUUAGGCCCAUCAACAUCAGUUGCGAGUCACAAAAAUGAUAGCAUAAUAAAUGACAGUCUCUUUCUGGGACCUCAAAGCUCACUUUCAUGUACAGUCUAUAACGCCAGUUGGAUGAGAUCUUAUUCUUUAAUAGAGCAGCUUUCUCAGAGGUGCCUACAAGAUGACCUCACUCUGGCAUCAAUGGAACAGGAGUGCCUGAUCUUCUCAGAACAAAUGAAACAGCUUUUGAAAAGGAGUAAGAUGGGACCCAUCCGCCCACUGAAUGCACAUGAUAAAUUUAAUUUGCCUUGCUCCAGUCCUGUGACUGUUCACUUUUCCAGUCUAGAAGAGCAGGAGGAUUUGGUGGAUCACUUGGAUGUACCGUCACUUGUUGGACAAAAAAUUAAGGUAGACAUGUCUGACAGGAAAUACCCGACAGACACAACAGAGGAAGAAAAGGCUUUGCAUCCUCAAAACCUAUCUCAAGGUACCGGCAACCCAAUGGAACAUGCUGGAGUUUCUGAUGUGACUGCAGAAUGUGCCAGGCAGUACGAAGCAAUGAUGAAGGAUGUUUGUGCUGUCAAAAAGGUCCCACCUAGACCUAAACACUUAAGAAUGGAUAGAGGUUACUCAAAGAAUGAACCAUCCACAAGUAACCAUUUUGACUUCUGUGAUCAAAUGAAGAGAGAGAUGGAUGAGAGUUUUCGCAGCAAUCUGAAUUCAGUCGUGAAGAAAUCCUGUAAAACGAAGUACAGAUUCUACAUACUGGUGACGUCAGAUGAUGCCUUCUUUGAGGAAACCAAGGCACAGUUGGAGGCAGAAGGCCAUACUGCUGUACAGCCAUCUGAGUUCUUCCUGGGUGAGGAUAGUUCUUCAUCGCUACUCAUCAUCCUCAGGAAUGAAGACAUUGCAGAGCACAUUUGUGAGGUCCCACAUUUGCUCAACCUGAAGAAGUCGCCAGGUGUGCAGUUUGCUGGAAUUGACGAAACAGAUGAUGUUGUGAAUCUUACCCAUCAGGAGCUCUUCACCAGGGGUGGUUUUAUAAUGAUCGACAGAGCAGCACUGGAGUCCCUCAGCCUUUGCAACAUGAAAAAAUUGUCAGAAAUCUUGCAAGAGCUAAGCAGAACGGGGAAGUGGAAAUGGAUGUUGCACUACAGAGACAGCCGUCGGCUGAAAGAGAAUGCAAGGUUGAGUGCAGAGGCAAAAGAGAAGAAGCACUUCCUAAACUGGUGCCAAGAAGCUGGAAUAGUGGAGGUGCUGCCUUACCAUGAGUGUGACCUCACGUCAAGAGAUCAGCCUGACUAUCUCACAUGUUUGGUCCAUUUGCAGGUCCAGAAUAUAUCAGCCCGUUACCCUGUUUUUAUUACAGAUACAACAGCAGACAGCACAUUUGGAAAGAAUGGAAUUUUAACAAUGACUGCAAACUCUUUCCUGACAUGUUCUCCAAGCAAAACAUUUACAGUCUGACCUGGAAAUAUUCAGAUGGACAAAAUUCAUUAGUGCUUAUUUAAGGUACCCAGCAGUCAGAAACUCACUGAAUACGCGGAGAAACCAGUAAUUAACCAGUAAUGGUGAUUUCAAACAUACUAUAUAUUAUUUUUUAGGUUCAGCUCUUUUGUAUGCAGUAAUCUUAAUAUUUUUCUUUUUUUUAUUCAGUUAAUGAAUAUAGGGACAAAAAUUCCAAUAUACUGGCAGGUGAAUUGUAUAUACUGUAUUUGUAUUGUAAAUUGUAAACAUAAAGAUCAUUUUUUGUCACAUUUUGUAUAUUUUGUCUUUUCCCUGACAAUCCUGACUUUAUACAGUUGUAGCACAAGCAUUAGUAGUGUUUGUUUAAUUAUUACUUUUUGUGUUCAAAGUUUUGGUCUCUUUUUAGAUAAAAAUGUACCAUCAUACUUUUUCCAAGCCUUGCAACAAAGCUAAAUUAGGCUGUUCAAAGUGGUGUGUUUUUGACAUUUAUGUAUACUACUGUACACUGUUAUGUUAGACAGUGAUUCUUAACUCUUGAGUGUUAAAUUGUUUGAGCAACAAGUUAACAUCAUCACUAAGUUCUAAACAUGUUAAGUUAUCAUUGCAUUCACAAUGUUCAGUGCAAUGACUGAAAAUAAAGGUUUUUUUUCACAUA
Messenger RNA from Micropterus dolomieu (smallmouth bass), 9916 nucleotides. It is a transcript of the gene tasor2, whose product is annotated as transcription activation suppressor family member 2. Lineage: Eukaryota; Metazoa; Chordata; Actinopteri; Centrarchiformes; Centrarchidae. The transcript is spliced from 22 exons. Gene Ontology annotation, cellular component: nucleoplasm. The coding region runs from base 427 to 9261 and encodes 2944 amino acids. Gene Ontology annotation, biological process: negative regulation of gene expression, epigenetic. The record is from RefSeq and is a predicted model, not a curated record.